UUAGUUUCCUACAGCCCCCAUACCUGCUUUUUCAAACCCUUACCUACCUGUACUGCGAUACCCUUAACUUUUGACUAGCUUCUGUACUGCGAUCUUCCUCUGAACCGACCUUCACGAUCUUAUCAUUGCCUAACGCCUUACCAACGAACCAACCACUUCCGAUCGAACCAUGUCUGCUGUGGCACCCCCACCCGAAAUACUCAGCUCUCUGCUCUUGCGAACUAGCACCCCUGCUCCGGAUGAGAAAGUGCUCGUCUACCUUGAGCGCAUGCGCCAGUCCCAGACCGACAUCGGAGACGAAGAAGACCCCAAGACUCCCCGUACCAAGACCAAGAGUCAAAUCACAUCCACCUCCUAUCGUCGCCGCGACGAAGAACCGGAGGAGGAUAUCGAUUCGAAUGUCCAAGAAGGAGAGCGCUCCACUAUCGGCUCUCUACCAGCGAACGGGCGUGAGCCAGGACCCGAGGAUGGGCCUGGUCCUAAAUACGAGUCCUAUGGAUCUUCGUGGGGAAACUUUGGACCUCUUCCACCUGACAGUCUCAACGCAGAGGGUACCCCCAUGAGGGCUGCUGGUGUGGCACUCCCGCCUUCUGGGCCGUCCACCAAAGUGAGAAGCUCUCGCGCUGGAUCCCGUGCUUCAGCUUCUCAGCACCCGCGUACACGUGCCUCCGAGGUGAACGAAGAGCCAGCAGUUACGGCUGCUGAAGACUUACUCAUGUCCCCUCGCAGCAAGACUCGAACCGCAAACGGCGACAGACCGUUAUCUCCACGAUCACAUGCAUCUCGCGCCACACCCCAACCGCGUGUAUCUGAGAAGGCAUCCUCGACCAUCUACCCCCCUCUGCCCCCAUCCCAGUCUGGGGCACACGCUAACGUCGGAAGCUCCGCUAAUAAACCAAUGUCGAACUUAUCGUAUCACAAGACCCGAUCCAUCGCUCCCUCGCUCUCACCCUCGGACUCGCCGUCGCAGUACAAGCCACCCAAGGUCAAGAAGGAGCCUACGUUAAAGCCUGUCCAGUCUGUGGAGGGCUCAGAGAUCGAGAGAGGUUCGAGACACACGAGGUCUCGCUCCGGACAGAAUGGCGAAUUGCGUUCUCAACACGGCGCGUCUGCCAUGUCCGGUGGGCGCAACGGCGCGAAUGGCAGCCAGAGGCCGUUCUCGCCUUACCGACACGCGCCGACCAGUCAAGACCUCUUACAAGCUGCGAUCCGCGGCCAUUCCGUCGCGUCCAACGGCGACGUCGUCUCUAACGGUCGCGGACACGGUUCCACGACUUCCACAGCUAAGCGCUCUGCACUCGCACGCGAUGUCGACCACACUCCCACGCAGAGCCGCCCUCAAUCUCCCAAUGACGAGAUGAACGAGCUCAAUGCGGACGAGCGUCAAAUUAUUGAUGACGUCUUAAGUCGAGGAGCGCACUCGCAUGUCCAUCAUAGGGCGUCGAGGACAAGUUAUGCGGCGACGUCGGUGCUGGAACCAGAGAUGGUUUCGCAUUUCCAUGAUGUGGACUUGUGUAUCUUGUUGCAGCAGCUAGAGGAUCCGAAGCAGCAUGAUGUGGUGAAGAAGGCAGUCAAGAAGGCUUUGAAGACGAGGGUGAAGAAGUUGGGGAUGAAGUACGAUACUGAGACUAUCAAAGAGUACCGCAAGUCAUUCCAUGAUCACGAUCCUAGUGUUCACCUCCAGCCCGGCUACCAACCAAACUUCCCCCAGGAACCUCCGGACUGGGCGAAAGAACUCAUGCAGAACAUGGUCAUCAUGCAACAACGCCUGGAAGGUCUCGGCCCUAAGAUCGACUCCCUGCGAAGCCAAUCCGGCUCUAUCCACGAAAGCCAACGCCAAUACCAGCCGCAAUAUGGCACCGAAUACGACGGCGACGGCACGCCCAUGACGCAAACCGUGAACAUCCAGACGCAAAUGACCGGUAUAACGGGCGAUGAGUCGAUGUAUCCCGUCGACCCAGACAUGCGUAUCGUGGAGUCGACGCAUGGGCAGACCUUGCCUGGCUCGAUGCAUCGCCAUGACGGAUCCGAUCAUGGGUUGGGCGAGGAGGAAGAGUACGACGACGAAGAUCAGACGCAUCGAGGUAUGCCGAUGUACCAUGGCGUGGGGACGGACGCCGAUACGAGGACUCAUGGGCUCUCCGAGUACGACAAUAUCAACAACCGCGACUCGCCUGGUCAGCAAUACCUCGAGGAAGAGCUGUACAAGCUUCGUGUCAGGCCUGGCGGAAGCCAAUCUGCGGUUUCGCACAAGACUUGGGAGCUGGCGAGAGGCGACGGGGAGGAUGAGGAUGAAUUCAACGAUAACCAGGUUGCAGUGACGGAGUCCGGGAUGCCGGAAAUUCCGGACUCUAACGUGGGCUAUCAGAGAGCUCAGUCGCCACCACUGCCGGCUUUGCCUUCCGACCAGGGAAGUCGCAGGGAGCCAAGCGGCCAAGUCUGGCAGCCCAACAACUAUACUGAUGAGCCACCGCUCCCUCCUCCUUGGCAACGUAUCCAUCAGCGUCUCCUCAACUGGGCCAUCGUUUGGCCGCUUACUGAGCUCGAGACUGCUCUCAACAGUACUACGCGCGGGGCGCAGGUCGACGAAGUCGCGCUCAGUAUUUGGUCCACGCAGACGUAUAAGCGGUAUGUUAGGAGCAAGAUGACGGACAGUCCGCCUGGGAGGGUGGAUAGACUGUUCGUGCCGCCGAAUAUGGCGGAUGCGAUCAGCAAUGCGGUUUUCAAUGGACGGCAUGGUGAUGCGUCGGGGAUGUUGAGGGAGCUUUGGCAUCCAUUUGGUCUAGAGGGCAUGCCAAGGCUACUCAUCGUCCUCGCUAAACAUCGCUCGGACGCCAACCACUGGGUCGUACACCGUUUCUCUCUCCCGGAUGGUACUUUGACGACGUACGACUCGUACCCUGAACGUUGUCUCCCGGAUGGCCGCCCUCUCGGUUGGUGGUUCGCCAUCCGCAUCGCUUGGCCCAACGCCAUAUACCCUUCUCCCGAUCACCUCAUGCAAAAGAUGGUUCGCCUGCACAGGCCGAUGCAACUCGGUAUCGACAACUCAGUCGCCGCUGCUGGGAUUUGGAGGAAUCUUUUGAUGGGAAGCAGGGCGGAGAGGAGUUUGGACUUGGAAAGAUUGCGGGAUUUGAUUAAUACGGAGGUGAAGAACCUUAGGCAGAGGAAGUUGAUGGGAAAGCUGUCGAUUGGGGCGCCGAGGCCGAACUGGGAGGAUAUGAACUGAUGAAAUCUGGAAAUGACUGCUUAUGAUAUAUCAACGAACGAUUCACGAGGAAGUGUGGGUGAUCUAGAGGAAGGGGUUGUUUACCUGUUUGUUUAGUUGUUUGUAUGUGUUUGUGAUUGUACAGUAGUCGAUCCCCCAUAUGUCUUUUGCUUGGGUUGCCUUACUACUUACCUCUUUGCUUCGUUUUGUAUCCGAGCCUCUUGUUUUACCCUCUCCUGUUGCGAUACACAUCCGUCCUUUUAGUUUAUUCGGUUUGUGGACUGUGUCCUUCGUUUCUUUGUGAUCUGGAAUGUAUACGUUUGCC
Molecule: messenger RNA, 3530 nt
Organism: Stereum hirsutum FP-91666 SS1
Lineage: Eukaryota; Fungi; Basidiomycota; Agaricomycetes; Russulales; Stereaceae
Exons: 11
Coding region: 170-3226 (1018 amino acids)
Source: RefSeq, a predicted model, not a curated record